This is a messenger RNA of Pediculus humanus corporis (human body louse), 3414 nucleotides long. RefSeq names its product DNA-directed RNA polymerase III subunit 127.6 kDa polypeptide, putative. The record is from RefSeq and is a predicted model, not a curated record. The transcript has a single exon. Gene Ontology annotation, molecular function: DNA binding; DNA-directed RNA polymerase activity; ribonucleoside binding. Lineage: Eukaryota; Metazoa; Arthropoda; Insecta; Psocodea; Pediculidae. The coding region runs from base 1 to 3414 and encodes 1137 amino acids. Gene Ontology annotation, cellular component: RNA polymerase III complex. Gene Ontology annotation, biological process: DNA-templated transcription.
AUGACUAAAAAUAUUAUUAAAACGGUGGAUGAUACUAAUGACAUUGAAAAAAAAAAAUCAAUUGAAAUAUUAGAAAAUAAAUGGAAAUUAGUACCUGAAUUUUUGAAAAUAAAAGGUUUAGUCAAACAGCAUACUGAUUCAUUUAAUUACUUUAUAAAAGUUGAUAUAAAAAAAAUUGUUGAAGCAAAUCAGUAUGUGAGAAGUGACGUAGAUCCAAAUUUUUAUUUAAAGUAUUUAGAUGUUGAAGUGGGGGUACCAGAAAUAGAAGAAGGUUUAGAUGUCAAAAGAGCGAGUACCCCACAAGAAUGUAGAUUGAGAGAUAUGACUUAUUCUGCUCCUAUUACUGUUACCAUAGAAUAUACCAGAGGAAAUGAAAGAAUCAUUAAAAAAGAUUUGAUCAUUGGAAGGAUUCCUAUUAUGUUACAAAGUGCUAAUUGUGUGUUAUAUGGAAAAGACGAAUAUGAACUUUCAAAACUUAAUGAAUGUCCAUUAGAUCCAGGCGGUUACUUUAUUGUCAAAGGUCAAGAAAGGGUAAUUUUAAUUAGAGAACAAUUGCUUAAAAAUUCAUUGGUUGUUGAAAAAGACUCGAAAGGAAAUCCAUGUGCUCAUGUGAUGAGUUCUACUCAUGAAAAAAAAUCUAAAACAAACAUAAUUAUAAAAAAGGACAAAUUUUAUUUGAGGCACAAUGCAUUCAGCGAUGAUAUUCCACUGGCUGUUAUAUACAAAGGAUUCGGGGUAGAGAGCGACAUAGAGUUUUUUAUGUCAGUAGGUAUUGAACAAGAAUAUCAUGAAAAAUUAAUACCUUCCAUGGAGGAAUGUCACAAAUUAAAUAUAUGUACUCAAACUCAGGCGCUUCGUUACAUAGGAAAUAAAACUAAAGUGAAAAGAAGUUUACCAGGUUCCGGAGGGAAGCCUAAAAAUGUUGUCGAUGAUGCUGGUGAUAUUUUAGCAAAUACUAUAUUAGCUCAUGUUGAUGUUUUAGACUUUAGGUGCAUGUGUGAAAAAACGCAAUAUUUAGGUUUAAUGGUUCGAAGAAUUUUACAAGCAGAAACGGAUCCUAGAUUUUACACUGAUUUAGAUCAUUAUGGAAACAAAAGACUGGAGUUGGCUGGUGCUAUGUUAGGUCUGUUAUUUGAAGAUUUUUUAAAAAGGUACAAUUUAGAAUUAAAAAUGAUAGCUGAUAAAAUGAUACCGAAAAUAAAGGCUGCACAGUUUGAUAUUGUAAAACAUUUGCGACAAGAUUUUAUUACAAAUGGAUUUUCCAAUGCAAUAUCGACUGGAAACUGGACGAUUAAACGUUUUCGUAUGCAUACCCAAGGAGUGACACAAGUACUAUCGCGUCUAAGUUACAUAUCUGCGUUUGGAAUGAUGACUAGAGUAAAUUCUCAUUUUGAAAAAACUCGAAAAGUGUCCGGCCCCAGAAGUUUACAUGCCACGCAAUGGGGAAUGUUAUGUCCAUCUGAUACACCGGAAGGAGAAGCUUGUGGUUUGGUCAAAAACUUAGCUUUGAUGUGUCACAUAUCUACCUUAAGUUCCGAGCUUCCGAUAAAACAAAUUGCUCAGUUGUGUGGAAUAAUACCUCCUAUGAGAAUGAACAUGGAACAAAUUUUAGCACCUGAUACUUUCAUGGUAUUUUUAAACGGUAGUUUAUUGGGUAUAACUUACGAGCCUAAAAAAUUAUGUAAAAAAUUACGAAAAAUUAGACGUUCUGGAAAAUUAAAUCCAUUUGUAUCGAUUUCCCUGCAUGCACUUCAUCGCACCGUGUACAUCUUUUCCGACUCUGGAAGAUUGUGCAGGCCUUACAUAAUUAUUGAAAAUGGAGUUCCCCUAAUCACAAAAUCAGAUUUAAAUGAUUUAGAACGUAAAUUUAAAAAAUUUAUUGAUUUUUUAGACGAUGGAGUGAUAGAAUAUAUGGAUGUAAAUGAAGAAAAUGACAGUUUGAUCGCCUUAUACGAAAAAGACAUUACCCCAAAACAUACUCAUUUGGAAAUAGCACCGUUUACACUCUUGGGUGUUUGCGCUUCUAUUAUUCCCUAUCCGCAUAAUAAUCAAAGUCCUAGAAAUACUUAUCAGUGUGCCAUGGGAAAACAAGCUAUGGGUGCCAUUGGAUACAAUCAAGAAAAUCGUAUCGAUACAUUAUUAUACAACAUGGUUUACACUCAAAAACCAAUGGUCAUAACAAAACCGAUGGUGAUGGUGAAUUACGAUAAACUUCCCGCGGGUCAAAAUGCAAUCGUGUGCGUAAUGAGUUACUCCGGUUACGACAUAGAAGACGCAUUGAUUAUUAACAAGGCAUCUUUGGAACGAGGCUAUGGGAGAUGUCAAGUUUUUAGAAAUACCAAAUGCGUUUUGAAAAGGUACGCUGACGGAACUUCAGAUCGAAUACAGGGGCCUCUGGUGGAUGCCGAAACGAGGAAACCACUCUGGAAGCACGGUGUUCUCGAUACGGAUGGAAUAGGAGCGCCGGGAGAAAAAAUAUUAAAUCGUCAAGUUCUCAUAAACAAAUCUGUUCCGAGUAGGUCAAACACUUCGAACGUUCCCAUUUUCGGUGAAAGAGACUACAUAGACACCCCGGUGGAUUAUAAAGGGUUAGAACAUUCUUACAUAGACAAAGUUUUAAUAUCGACGAAUAGCGACGACGAUUCAUUGAUAAAAAUAAAAUUAAGACAAACUAGGAUACCUGAAAUAGGUGAUAAGUUUAGCAGUCGUCACGGUCAAAAAGGAGUCGUGGGUCUCAUUGUAGAACAAGAAAACAUGCCUUUCAACGAAAGCGGAAUAUGUCCGGACGUAAUAAUGAAUCCUCACGGUUUUCCGAGUAGAAUGACCGUCGGGAAAUUAAUCGAACUUUUGGCUGGAAAAGCUGGAGUGGUCACUGGAAAACAUCAUUACGGUACGGCGUUCGGAGGUUCCACCGUUUCUGAAGUGCAAGAAGAACUCGUUAAAAACAAAUUUAAUUACGAGGGAAAAGAUAUUCUUUACUCCGGAAUAACCGGAGAACCUAUGGAAGUUUACGUUUAUUCCGGACCGGUUUUCUAUCAGAGAUUAAAACACAUGGUUCAGGAUAAGAUACACGCUCGUGCUCGGGGUCCCAGAGCCGUUUUGACGAGGCAACCCACCGAAGGUCGUGCAGCCGACGGAGGUUUAAGACUGGGCGAAAUGGAACGUGAUUGUUUAAUCGCUUACGGAGCUUCGAGUAUGAUAUCCGAACGUUUGAUGAUAUCCAGCGACGCAUUUCAGUGCGACGUGUGUAACGAGUGCGGUCUCAUUGCUUACUCGAAAUGGUGUCACGGAUGUAAAUCCAGCAAAGAAAUAUCGACGAUAAAACUUCCCUACGCGACGAAAUUAUUAUUUCAAGAAUUGCGUUCGAUGAACAUUGUUCCGCGGCUCUCGUUGAAAAAUUACUGCGGGGGUUGA